GAUGUCCAUUUCCAUUAUUUUUUCUUUCAAGACUUUUUUAAGCACCAUUUUUUCAGUUAACUAGUGUAAAAACUAUAACCGGAGUUUUGAUUUUUCGUAAACAACGGUUGUUCACGACGCUAUCGACUGAUUAGUGAUUUAGGCUAAGCUCUAAGGACAGAACUUGAUUGAACGCUAGCAAAUAACGAUUGCUGAUAGAUCUAGAUCUACCUCACUCGUUUGAAGGAAAUUUCUAACAUGUUACACAUGAAUCUUUGUGCUCUAAUUUUAAUUGUUAUAACUGCAAAUUUUGCAUCUGGAGAUAACAAGAAGUUGAGGGAACUAAUGGAGGAAAAAGCAAGAGAACAAGGGAUUGACCCCAACAAUCUUAGACCUGGAGAAACAUUCAUGAUUCCUCCAGAAUUAUCCGAUGAAGAGGAGGGAUCUCAUCAUAUGCCUCAAGCUCAUCGCUGUGAUGGCUGCACUGCCGUUGCAUUUCAACUUGAUAGAGCAUUCACUAAAGCCCACAAGCAAGUGAAAAAAGGAGCUUUGCUGUCUCUAGCUGAUGUCAUUGAUGUAACAGAGCUAGUGUGUGACAAAAGAAUGAAAGACUAUGGCCUAAAAAAUGUCAAUGAUGUCAAGAUGUUGUCUGGCCCUGGCCUGAAAAAUGAGAACACACCUGGCAUAGUGGAGGCUGGUGGCAAGUGGGAGAACAGACUCUCCAACCUGUGCAAGGAGCUGAUAGAGAAGUACGAGGAGGAGGGCAUCUAUGAGUUCUACAGGAAGAAGGGAGACAACAAACUGGCCGCCUCACUGUGUAAAACAUAUUGCAGCAAACAACAGAUUCAACAGCUACAGAAAGAUGAAUUGUGAAACUUCUCAUUAGUCACUCAACUCAUUAGCUUGAUGAGUCACAGAUGAUUAAACCACAAGUGUGUCAUGUACAGGAGGAAAUAUGGAGCUGAUAAGUUUUGAUCAAUCAAAAAAGUUUUUAUCAAUCAAAAUUUUUUUAUCUUCUGCAGCCGUUGUAUGGCUUUUUAAAAAUCAAAUUUUUUCUGUGAUGUUAUUGGUAUCAUGUUUUUUAUGAGGAGAAUCUUCACAUUUUUAACUUCACACUGAUCUUCACAUUUUUAACUUUACUUCACAUUGAUCUUCACAUUUUUAACUUUACUUCACACUGAUCUUCACAUUUUUAACUUUUCUUUAGGAUUUUAACUUGUGAAUGUUUUAAAUUGAAACUAUGGUGUGACUGUUUAGAGAUGUGUGAUGGUUGUAUGUGGUUGACAUUAGAGAUGUGUGAUGGUUGUAUUUGGUUGAUAUUAGAGAUGUAUUAUGGUUGUAUUUGGUUGACAUUAGAGAUGUGUUAUGGUUGUAUUUGGUUGACAUUAGAGAUGUGUUAUGGUUGUAUUUGGUUGACAUUAGAGAUGUGUUAUGGUUGUAUGUGGUUGACAUGUAGGCCAAUGUUUGGUGAAGACCAAGUGACCCAGAAAAAUCUGUUUUGUCUUUUUGUGUUUGAUGAUGGCAUCAUUGAGAGAUAAUUAAUGAUGACACCCAACGAGAGAUAAUUAAUGAUGACACCCAACAAGAGAUAAUUAAUGAUGACACCCAAUGAGAGAUAAUUAAUGAUGACACCCAACGAGAGAUAAUUAAUGAUGACACCCAACAAGAGAUAAUUAAUGAUGACACCCAAUGAGAGAUAAUUAAUGAUGACACCCAACAAGAGAUAAUUAAUGAUGACACCCAACGAGAGAUAAUUAAUGAUGACACCCAACGAGAGAUAAUUAAUGAUGACACCCAAUGAGAGAUAAUUAAUGAUGACACCCAACGAGAGAUAAUUAAUGAUGACACCCAAUGAGAGAUAAUUAAUGAUAACACCCAACGAGAGGUUCUAUUGACCUACUUUCUGUGAUAACUAAAUCCAUCUGUGUCUUUAACAAUUGAAAACAUUUCACUACUAGUGCUAGUGACUAGCAUUUGUAAUUGACCCUGAGACCAAUGAGUAUACAACUUGAAUGGGGGUCAUAUACUGAACAGAGUCAUGUAUCAAAUCUCCUGGCCCAUCAUGUUGUGCUGUAGGUGGGUGAACUAACUGGUAGAUUGUUCCUCUUGCUCGUCAGUUAUUUAUUAUGUUCAUUCUGUUGGAAAUGUUGGGCUGUAGGUGGGUGAACUAACUGGUAGAUUGUUCCUCUUGCUCUUCAGUUAUUUAUUAUGUUCAUUCUGUUGGAAAUGUUGGGCUGUAGGUGGGUGAACUAACUGGUAGAUUGUUCCUCUUGCUCUUCAGUUAUUUAUUAUGUUCAUUCUGUUGGAAAUGUUGUGCUGUAGUGGCUGAACUAACUGGUAGAUUGUUCCUCUUGCUCGUCAGUCAUUUAUUAUGUUCAUUCUGUUGGAAAUGUUGUGCUGUAGUGGCUGAACUAACUGGUAGAUUGUUCCUCUUGCUCUUCAGUUAUUUAUUAUGUUCAUUCUGUUGGAAAUGUUGGGCUCAUUAUUUGGUUCUAACUACACAUUUUUGACUUUGAUAACCAAAUCUGUUGGCCACCAUUUGUAAAGUCUGCUGCUAGCAUGUGCCUUGUAAACAAGUUAGUUGUUGCCUUGUUUGUAUACUGCUGAAAUCUGGAGCUUCUGACUAGAUUGUCUCCCUUGUUCUAUAAACUGCUGACAGAAAUGAUUUGUUUCCCUUGAUCUAUAAACUGCUGAUAGGAAUGAUUUGUUUCCCUUGAUCUAUAAACUGCUGACAGAAAUGAUGUCAAAUGAUUCCCUCUAUCAUUCCAUUGUGUCCCAUGGGUUGAAUGAUGUACAUUUGCUGUUGUUUGUAGUUUGCUGGUUUAUAUUUAAAGCUAGAUCUGAAUUUUCUGCAUUUUUUUUUUUUGCUUACUUAAAAAAAAUUGUUUUACAUUUUAUAUCUGGUUGCCAUUGUUGUAUUAAAAUGUUUGACAUUUUUAUCUUU
Molecule: messenger RNA, 2923 nt
Organism: Physella acuta
Lineage: Eukaryota; Metazoa; Mollusca; Gastropoda; Physidae
Product: marginal zone B- and B1-cell-specific protein
Biological process (GO): regulation of B cell proliferation
Cellular component (GO): endoplasmic reticulum chaperone complex; extracellular region
Source: RefSeq, a predicted model, not a curated record